AUGUACAUCCAGUACAUCGAUCCCCUGGUCAAGGUUCUGCAUACGCCUUUGGCAAGUGCAGCAGUGGGAAAAGCAGUUUCCAACUGUACCUCUCUGGCCCCAAGCGAGGAAGCAUUGCUAUUUGCUGUAUACUUUGCAUCAAUCUUGAGCAUGUCCGCGGAAGAUAUCAGCGCCCUCCUCGGAAUGGACAAAGUCGCCGCAGUAAAAACCUAUCGCGCCGCCACAGAACACGCACUAAUGCGAGCAAACUUUCUCGUGACGGAUGAUCUAGCCGUCCUCCAAGCGUUCGUUCUAUUUCUCUCGCUGAGCAGCUUCACCGAUGAGGCGAAGCUAGUCUGGCCGCUCACGGGCAUCGCGCAGCGCCUCCUAACCACGGACACAACUGGCAGCGAUUGCCCCGUCUCUCAGGAAAUCCGUCACCGUCUUUAUUGGCAGCUAUGGUACAUGGACAAACGGGCCGUCGAGGACCAGGGCAAAAGCGCAUUGGACUCGACGGAGAAUACCGUUUCCCUUCCGCGUAACAUCACCGACACUGUAUUAGAUUCAGGCCAUACCUCAUCAACCAUGCAGGAUAAAGGAUGGACGGAAGCGAGCUUCCUUCUCAUCCGACUUGAUAUUGCUAGAACACGCUCCUCGCUCGCCACCGCGCAGUCACUCUACGAGAAAGAACAGCUCAUCCAGCAGUGCCAUGGCCGUAUAAAGUCACGAUAUCUGGCUUCCUGUGACGGCAGCCAGCCUAUCCAUUGGCUGGCGAAACACGUCUCUAGCGUGCUUAUCGCUGAGAUGUGGUUCGAGAUUCAUAGCGCGGCGUGCUCAUCUACGCUUGGUGCCAUGAUUUCCUCUCAGGGCACGCGAGCUAAACUCUUCUCCACGGCGGUCAGUAUCAUCGACAUCCCUCGUCGGGUUCAUGAAGAUUCCCAGGCGAAAGCGUGGAGCUGGUUGCUCAAGGGAUACCUUCAGUUCCAGCCUUUGUUGUUUGUGGCGGCGGAGCUUUCGUCGCGGAAACUGGCAGAUUCACUCAGUGUGCGGGCUUGGGAGGUAGCACAUACUGCGUUUGGACGAUGGCCAGAAGAAACGAGGAGAACCAGACACGGAAAAUUGUUGGAUACUUUGUUGAAAAACUCGCAGGAGAGAUGGAGGGGAGCGCAGCAAGAGGCAGCGCUUGCUACGGCUUCCUUGUUGACAACUCCUCUAGCAUAUGCGUCUGUUCAGGAAAGUGAAAGUCAAGUCCAUCUUGUCAAUAAUAAAGCGAUUCAAUCAGGCUGA
Aspergillus udagawae is the source of this 1266-nucleotide messenger RNA. Its product is annotated as fungal specific transcription factor domain-containing protein. The transcript has a single exon. The record is from RefSeq and is a predicted model, not a curated record. Bases 1 to 1266 code for a protein of 421 amino acids. Gene Ontology annotation, biological process: DNA-templated transcription. Gene Ontology annotation, molecular function: DNA binding; zinc ion binding. Lineage: Eukaryota; Fungi; Ascomycota; Eurotiomycetes; Eurotiales; Aspergillaceae.